Dama dama (fallow deer) is the source of this 4272-nucleotide messenger RNA. RefSeq names its product exocyst complex component 4 (gene EXOC4). Bases 54 to 3035 code for a protein of 993 amino acids. The record is from RefSeq and is a predicted model, not a curated record. The transcript is spliced from 19 exons. Lineage: Eukaryota; Metazoa; Chordata; Mammalia; Artiodactyla; Cervidae. Gene Ontology annotation, biological process: Golgi to plasma membrane transport; exocytosis; chemical synaptic transmission. Gene Ontology annotation, cellular component: growth cone membrane; synapse; exocyst.
CAGAGUUUACACUUGGUUCCUUCCAGCCCACCCGCUCUCCCCCUCGCACCAAGAUGGCGGCAGAAGGAGCUGGUGGGAAAUACAGAAGCACAGUCAGCAAAAGCAAAGACCCCUCGGGGCUGCUCAUCUCUGUGAUCAGGACCCUGUCUACCAGUGAUGAUGUUGAAGACAGAGAAAACGAGAAGGGGCGUCUCGAAGAAGCCUAUGAGAGGUGUGACCGUGACCUGGAUGAACUCAUUGUACGGCACUACACAGAACUGACAACCGCCAUCCGCACCUACCAGAGCAUCACAGAGCGCAUCACCAACUCCCGAAACAAAAUAAAGCAGGUAAAAGAGAAUCUGCUUUCAUGCAAGAUGCUAUUGCACUGCAAAAGAGAUGAGCUUCGGAAGCUGUGGAUUGAAGGAAUUGAACAUAAGCAUGUUCUGAACCUGCUGGAUGAAAUCGAGAAUAUCAAGCAAGUGCCUCAAAAGCUGGAACAGUGCAUGGCCAGCAAGCACUAUCUCAGUGCCACCGACAUGCUGGUGUCCGCAGUCGAGUCUUUGGAGGGCCCACUGCUCCAGGUGGAAGGACUGAGUGACCUUCGGCUGGAGCUGCACAGCAAGAAGAUGAACCUGCACUUGGUUCUCAUAGACGAGCUGCAUCGGCACCUGUACAUCAAAUCCACCAGCCGCGCUGUGCAGCAGAGCAAGGAGAAAGGGCGGACGAGCUCCCUGGUGAAGGACGCUUCUCCUGUCCCUCUGCUGGAUGUUACAAACCUUCCUACGCCUCGGAAAUUCCUCGAUACCUCUCAGUAUUCUACUCCUGGAAGCUCCAGUGCAGUUAAGGAUUUAAACCUCCAGGACAUCAAGGAGGAUUUGGAGUUGGAUCCAGAGGAGAACAGCACCCUUUUUAUGGGCAUCCUUAUCAAGGGGCUGGCCAAACUGAAGAAGAUCCCAGAGACAGUGAAGGCCAUCACAGAACGCUUGGAGCAGGAACUUAAGCAAAUUGUGAAGAGGUCUACAACCCAGGUGGCCGACAGUGACUAUCAGAGGGGAGAGAACCUCACGGCCGAGAACCAACCAAGGUUACUUCUAGAACUGCUGGAGCUGCUGUUUGACAAGUUUAACGCUGUAGCCGCUGCACACUCUGUGGUCCUGGGAUACCUGCAAGACUCUGUGGUGGCUCCACUGAGUCAGCAGGAAGAUGUCAAGUUGUAUGACAUGGCAGAUGUGUGGGUGAAGAUCCAAGAUGUGCUGCAGGCGGAUUCUUUACCCACUGAACCACCUGGGUGGGAGCAAUCUUAUCCUUCUAUGCUGUUGACUGAGUACUUGGAUAUGAAAAAUACACGUACGGCCUCUGAACCAUCAGCUCAGCUCAGUUAUGCCAGCAGUGGACGCGACUGUGCAGCCUUUUUUGCCAAGAAGAAGCCUCAAAGGCCAAAAAAUUCUCUUUUCAAGUUCGAAUCCUCCUCCCACGCCAUCAGCAUGAGCGCCUACUUGCGAGAACAGAGAAGGGAGCUAUACAGUCGGAGCGGAGAACUUCAAGGGGGUCCUGAUGACAACUUAAUUGAAGGUGGAGGAACAAAAUUUGUUUGCAAACCUGGAGCCAGAAAUAUUACCGUCAUAUUCCAUCCAUUAUUAAGAUUUAUUCAAGAGAUAGAGCACGCCCUGGGACUUGGUCCUGCCAAACAGUGUCCUCUUCGAGAGUUUCUCACCGUGUACAUCAAAAAUAUCUUCCUCAAUCAGGUCUUGGCUGAGAUCAACAAGGAGAUUGAAGGAGUCACAAAAACAUCUGACCCCCUGAAGAUCCUGGCUAAUGCAGAUACCAUGAAAGUGCUAGGGGUGCAGCGGCCUCUCCUCCAGAGCACAAUCAUUGUGGAGAAGACAGUGCAAGACCUCCUGAACCUGAUGCACGACUUGAGUGCCUACUCAGAUCAGUUCCUCAACAUGGUGUGCGUGAAGCUCCAGGAAUACAAGGACACCUGCACCGCAGCCUACAGGGGUAUCGUCCAGUCUGAGGAAAAACUUGUCAUCAGUGCAUCUUGGGCAAAAGAUGAUGAUAUCAGCAGGCUCUUGAAAUCUCUACCAAACUGGAUGAAUAUGGCUCAACCCAAACAGCUGAGGUCAAAGAGAGAAGAGGAAGAAGAUUUCAUAAGGGCAGCAUUUGGCAAGGAGUCGGAAGUUCUUAUUGGAAACCUGGGUGAUAAAUUAAUCCCUCCACAAGACAUCCUCUGUGACGUCAGCGACCUCAAAGCCUUGGCCAACAUGCACGAGAGCUUGGAAUGGUUAGCAGGCCGAGCAAAGGCAGCCUUCUCCAGUCUUUCUACGUCCCAGAAUCUGUCUCCUGCUCAAGAUAACCAUGUGAACGUUGAUCUCCCUCCAGUGUCAGAGCAGAUUAUGCAGACUCUGAGCGAACUUGCCAAGUCUUUCCAGGAUAUGGCUGACCGCUGCUUGCUGGUCCUACACCUGGAAGUCAGAGUUCACUGUUUCCACUAUCUCAUCCCUCUUGCGAAGGAGGGGAACUACGCCAUUGUCGCGAAUGUGGAAAGUAUGGAUUAUGACCCUCUGGUGGUGAAGCUGAACAAAGAUAUCAGCGCCAUUGAAGAAGCCAUGAGUGCCAGCCUCCAGCAGCACAAGUUCCAGUACAUAUUUGAAGGCCUGGGACACCUGAUCUCCUGCAUCCUUAUUAAUGGGGCCCAGUACUUCCGGCGCAUCAGUGAGUCUGGCAUCAAGAAAAUGUGCAGGAACAUUUUUGUCCUGCAGCAGAAUUUAACCAACAUCACCAUGUCACGGGAGGCAGACCUGGACUUCGCAAGGCAGUACUACGAGAUGCUGUACAACACGGCCGACGAGCUCCUGAAUCUGGUGGUGGACCAGGGCGUGAAGUACACGGAGCUGGAGUACAUUCACGCCCUGACCUUGCUGCACCGCAGCCAGACGGGGGUGGGAGACCAGACCACCCAGAACAUGCGGCUGCAGCGGCUCAAGGAGAUCAUCUGCGAGCAGGCAGCCAUCAAGCAAGCCACCAAGGAUAAGAAAAUAACUACAGUGUAACGGGGCGCGUGGCGGGAAGGAGCCAGGGAUGGGUCACUUUUGUUUCCUUGGUCACAGUCCCUUCUUUGGUAUGUUGGUUGGUAUAUUCUGAGCUGACGUAGUUUUCUCCACACUGAUGCUUGGGCGGAAAGAAGGCAUAAGGCUUCUUUUCUCUUUCUUUUUGGCUUUUGUAUAAAUGCUAAAGGGACUUCACAGUACUGAGUGUUUGGGUUGGACAUUUACUUUGAUGUGGUCAGUUUCAGAGGGUCUAGGAUGCAAUGGGGAGGAAGGUUGUAAGCAAUAAAAAUGAAUGCAUGAAUGACUACACCCAGCAAUCUUUGGUAAGUAGAUUGUUACCUAAGUUCUAGUCCCUUCCUAAAACUGCUCAGUGGGGUUCUAUUACAUAAGCAGUAGGAUUUUUAUUCUCUUGACCUUGUCAGUUUACAGUUCUACAAAAUAAGUGUAUGUGCAUUGCUUUCUAUCUCUAUUACCAAUGGCUUCUCAGCUAGCUGUAGUUUUCAACCAAUUUUCCUAACCAAACAGGACCUCUUCACCUCUUCAGGUCUUGGGGGAUAAAGUCCUUUUAUCUCAAUCCUUGGGAGAGUUUUGUAUGCAGUAGCCUGGACCCAGGUGAUCUGUUGGUUUGAUGCCUUUUUGUUUUUAUUUCUGCUGUAUCAAAACCAAGCACCACCAAAUUAAUGACAAAAACAGAAGAAUGAAAGGUGAUUCAAUUCUUCUUGAUUUUUUUUUUUUUCUCCUCCACUCUCCAAAAGAAAAUAAUGGUUAGAGAAUUUUUAAUCUCACUUGACACCAUGCCUGGGUGUUAGUUGUUCUUAAAUGCUCGCUCUCCUUGGGAGUCCCUAGGCCUUCCUCAUCUUAGAAGGUAGCUCCAGCUGGCAGCCGAGUGCAAGGAAGCUGGUACAGCCAUGACCUUCCUCCUCUGUGCACCCUCCAGCCUAGGCUGUUUCUGCAGUGUUUUCAGCUGGGGUGGGAGCCCGCUGCUCCCCGCAUGCUUGCCUCCCCACUGUCCCCGUGUCUCCAAGUGCUCUUGCCACCUAUGGCUGAUAUGUCACAGAAGAAAACAAUGCGCUGACUGGGACCCAGCUUGAAAACACGUGGCAAAGAAAGCAGAAAGGACUUGGACUACAUGAGGUCACGUGCCAUGACCUGAUGGUCCAGAAUUUUACACCUGUUUGUACAACUUAGGUCUUGGUGGGAAAAGCAGACAAUUAAAACAAAAUGCUUCAAGAAGCCUAAA